GUCGGAGUGGACCAACGGGCCUUUGUGAAAGGCCGAUCAAUUGCGGAGAAUAUAUUGGUAGCAAUGGGGGCUCUAGAGAUCAUAAGCAAGGAGCGGAGGCAAGUAAUGGUGGCAAUGCUUGAUCUAGAGAAGGCCUAUGGCCGGGUUAACUGGUCAUUCAUCCUUGCCACGUUGGAGCACAUGAACUUUGGGAUUUUAUUCAGACACUGGAUUUCAGCGAUGUACUGUUCUUCAACAGCCUCAGUUAUUGUAAACGGAAGAAGAUCUCAGGAGUUCAUACUAUCAAGGUCUUUACGACAAGGGUGUCCAAUGGCACCACUUCUUUUUGUAAUCCAAAUAGAAGUUCUCCUGAAUUCCCUCAGAGCCGCUCCGUUGGUAAAAGGUCUGCAAUUGGGGGGGGGAGUAGAAGUACUUACUGGAGCAAUCGCUGAUGAUCUGCUUCUUAUUACCGAGGCACCUGCAGAAUCAACAAGGGAAGCCAAAGGAAUUUUGGACCAGUAUGCAACGCUGUCGGAGGCCAAGGUGAACUGGGACAAAUCAGCUUACUUCUUACCUGCUGAAUAUGAGUUGUCAGAUGACUGGACAAUGAAGCGUAUUAGAGAAGCAGAUUCCGAGAGGUGCCUGGGAGUGCAGAUUUCGCUAACAGACAGCAGGCCAGUACAAGACACGAUCUUGGUGGGGAGGACGGAGGCUGCCAUCAGUAAGUGCAGAGGGGCAACGGGCCUGUCCCUGCUGGGCAAAGCCACAAUAAUCACAUCACUCAUUUUUUCGUUACUAUGGCAUAUUGCAGCGGUAAUCAUGAUCUAUAAACCAACAAUUCGGAAGGUGAAACGAGCGGCAGCUAAGUAUCUCUGGAAGCACAAAGCAGAGGAGCAGGAGGGCUUUAUUACUAAGGUGGCGUGGGACAAAGUGACGAAGCCCAAGGACCAGGGGGGCUUGGGCAUCAUUGACCCAGAGAAACAGAACACGGCCCACUUGGGGAAGUGGAUCAUGAAGGCGUCAACUCAAACGGCGCAAAGAUGCUGGUUGGAAAUAAUACAGUACAUCAUCCAACAACAGUUCCAUCUAAACACAACGAAGGAAGUUUGGACCUGUCUGCAAAUGUCAAGCUUUGUGAACAGACGCCCGAAGUCGAUCAUUGGGCGGGCUUGGUGGAUCGCAUGGAAGAGGUUAAGACCCCCAGAGGGGCCGGACCCACGGCUGAAGGAGGAAAUUUUGAUUCAGCCGUUAUUUGACAAUCCAAGGAUCCGACAAGGGGAAGGCUCCACCUUUUCGGCAGCGUUAACACCAAGAGGGAGUUUUGGGAGGAAAUGGGUGGAGAAAGGGGUGACACAGGUCAAAGAAAUUUGGUCGGAGGAUGCUAAGGAAUGGAAGUCGGAAAGAGAACUCCGAAAUCAGCUGGGGAGACUAAGAGGAGUGGGUGAGAAGCUUCAGCAACUAAUGGAGGCAAUUCCCCAAGCUUGGCAGGAGAUUCUUAAAGAAGAUAAUAAACUGAAGUUUGGGGCGUGGUACAAAGACAUGGAUACUCCGGGAGUGCCAGACGAGUUCUAUAGAGUGGAAGAAGGUGGGGAAGAAGGUGGGGAAGAAGAAGAGUGGAUAGCCUCGCGGUGGGUUAUGGCCCAGGCAAAAAACUCAGAAGGUAAUCUGAGAAGGGAAGGGCAGAGACUUAUCAACCGAGAGCAGAACUGGAUAGCAGUCAGAGCAAUCAGGACUCUGGAGAUAAAUGGAAGAGAAGGUUGGAGAGUGAUACAGGGAGGAAAAGCAAUUACUGAACUCCGCCUAGACCCUGGAGCAGUGGUGUGGACAGCUACAGGGACAUGCAUCACGCUCGCACAGUACACAUCCAAGCUGGGUCGGAAAACUCAGGAAGACCAAGUAUCAUACAUACAAGAGAUUCGGGAUAGGACAGGUCAAAAGAUGGAGCAGGAAAGUCGCCAAGCACAGCCAGAGGCAAACGAGGUUCCGCUGUCAGAAGAGGACCGGAUCAGGUCGCUAAUAGCGAAAUGCUAUGAAGACGGGGUUUCCCCAGAAAACCUACGACACGGAGAGUUCGUUAUCAAGAAUGGCGUCCGCAUCUUCAAGGUCAACACGCAAAUAGACAAAUUAACGACGGCAUGGCUCAAGGAGAGGACUAUGACGGUGAUUUUUCAAGGGGAAGCGAGGGAUUUACUGAUAAAAACUAGGGAAGACCUGAUUCGGGCGUACGAGAAUGGUUGGCAAAGAAAGAAGACGUUUGCAAGAGGUUUUAAGAGAGGAAGGGUUCACGGUGAGGGGCCGAAUGUGAUGUCAUACGUCGCGAGAUCAAGAGAGGUGGCACAAUGGUUACUGGCGAAGGCGGAUGACGUGGUGGUAAUUAGAGGAGUAGAAUAUAAGAUGCUAUUUAAAGCAUGGAUGACAAGGGCGGAACUGGAGGAACAGAGAAGACAAGAUGACGAAACAAAAUUCUGGGUCGUUGCCCUGAGAGUGCCGCUCCGUGCCAUGUUCCAUUUGCGAGAUCUUGUAACACAAGCGAUGGGCCCGAUUAUCACUCGACACCCCCCAGAGCCGGAUGCCACAAGACCCAAGCUCAUGAACCUGAAGUUCAAGCUUGCAAGAGAAGCCGAAGAAAAAUUUGAGGCCAUCCUUCCAAUGAAGCUCGAUGAUGGGGAACUCUACAAUGCAUAAUUUGUUAAUAAGAACACGUCGUGGUGCACCCGCUGUAAAUGGUGGUUCCACACGGACUCCGACGGAUGCCCAGGACCCG
Molecule: messenger RNA, 2743 nt
Organism: Chara braunii
Lineage: Eukaryota; Viridiplantae; Streptophyta; Charophyceae; Charales; Characeae
Source: the annotation of a GenBank genome assembly